AUGGCAGGAAAUGAUGCCAACAUACCAGGGAAUCCAUUGGACAGGAUUAGUGAUCGAAAAAGGAGCCUUCGGAAUGCACUUGCAGAGCUUGAUAUUGGAUUUUUGAGAGACAAUGCGGCUUGGGCAGAAGCUUAUAAAACCAUGGACUGGUCGAAAAUUGAAUGCGUCGAUCAGUUGGUCAAAAGUACGGAGCAAAUUGUGUUGAAGUAUCCGAAACCGGUGGAUCCCAUCAAAAAGGCCAUCUCGAGUGUUUUUGAAGAAGUAUUACUGCGGUAUCCGCUAUUUUUCGGGUAUUGGCGAAGAUACACGGCUGUAGAAUAUCAGCUUAACGGGAUAGAGAGCUCCAUAGAGGUUUUAUCAAACGCUGUGGAGAGUUUUCCUAGCUCCGUCGAGAUUUGGUGCGAUUAUCUCAGCGUUUUGAUGGCGAACAGGUCCGAGAAAGUGGACAUGAUAAAAAUUAAUUUCGAAAUAGCAAGAACACAUGUUGGAUGGCAUUUCCUUUCACAUCCGUUUUGGGACAAGUACAUUCAGUUUGAGACUAAAAGAGAGUGUUGGCCGGAACUGAACGAAAUCUACAGAGCGGUGUGCAAAAUACCACUUCAUCAGUAUGCCAGGUACUACACUGCGUAUAAAAGUUUCUUAGAACAGCAUUCAGAGCUUGCGUCUCAUGAAAUAGAAGACAUUUUCCCGCGGACGCAGCGAUUGGUGGCCAAAGUUUGGCCCUUUGAGUCCAAAAUAAGUAAACCAUUUUUUGACCUGACACCAGUUACUCAGACGGAUCUUGAAAAUUGGAAUAAUUACUUAAAUUCGGUGAUUUCCAGCGAUAGUUUACCAAAAGAGGCAGCUGAAAUGCUGUUCGAAAGAUGUCUCGUGCCUUGCCAGUAUCAUGAACAUUUUUGGAAACGCUAUGCCAAAUGGAUGAAUAAUCACAGCGAUUUCGAACACAUAGUGGAAACUUUCAAACGGGGUUCCAAAGCUUUGCCUGACCACUGUUUGUCUUUUAGGCGAGACUUCAUAAAAUAUCUUGACGCCCAACUAAAUGAGGAGGACGUUUCCCGAAAAUCUCAGGUUCUCUAUGAAGAGCUUAUCGAAUACGCAGCCUACUGGCCAAGACGCUCAGAGCUGGUUCAUGAAUACAUUAAUUGCAGAAAAAGAACAGACUUUACCUCUUCUCUUGACGAAGACGAUCAACAAAUUUUAAAGCAGCAAACUGCAUAUACAAAUUAUCUCCAUGUCAACAUCAACGCAUUUUUUGCCAAGAACUCUGAGGGAGAUAUUCAGUUAGAGCGACUCCUAGAUGCAGAUUCUAUAUCGGUUCUCAUUGUAGAGCUUAUCAAAAUGACGUUUUUCACUCUCAAGAACAAUAUUCAAACCAGAAAAUUCUUUAACGAAUUCAGAAGAGAGCCCCAGUUAAAAAACUCCGUUGCAUUCUGGUUAAUCUAUUAUAAGGUCCUCAAAGUAACACGAGCCUUUGAAGAGCUAGAGGCUUUCGUGGACGAAUUGGGCAACAAAAUAUUUUUACCAACCCUUGUGAUUAAUGACAUUUUAAAGGAUUUGCAGUCAUUUUUCCUUACAAAUCUAAAUUUCCGUUCUUACGACAAUGCAACCAGUCGCAGUAAAUACUCCAGGACAAUUGAUCCAAUUAUAGAGCUGGAAUUCAAAUUGAACGAUCCACAGUGGGUAAAAGCUAAAUUGAAUGAGUCAAAACUUAACGACAUUAAAGAAAGCGGACACCCGGGAAUAAUUAUAGAAAGGCCUGAAAUCAGCAAUUCCAUAGUAGAGCUCAAUUCAGCCUUCUUCAAUAAUUGUGCUCAUUCAUUGCCAAGUUUCCGUAAUUUAGAGAAAGUGACCAAACCACCUGCAUAUGUUAAUCAUUUCAAAAGUGAUUAUUUGGUACCAAAAUAA
This is a messenger RNA of Lachancea mirantina, 1905 nucleotides long. The record is from the annotation of a GenBank genome assembly. NCBI's taxonomy places the organism in Eukaryota, Fungi, Ascomycota, Saccharomycetes, Saccharomycetales, Saccharomycetaceae.